Messenger RNA from Hydra vulgaris (swiftwater hydra), 1106 nucleotides. Its product is annotated as mitochondrial basic amino acids transporter. Gene Ontology annotation, biological process: mitochondrial L-ornithine transmembrane transport. Gene Ontology annotation, cellular component: mitochondrion. The record is from RefSeq and is a predicted model, not a curated record. Lineage: Eukaryota; Metazoa; Cnidaria; Hydrozoa; Anthoathecata; Hydridae. Gene Ontology annotation, molecular function: high-affinity L-arginine transmembrane transporter activity.
GAUUGGUUUAUUGAGAAACCUUCCGGUGAAUGUGCAAUGUUUUAAGCAGUUAUACUUUUUUGUUUGUUUAUGUGUUUUGUUUAAUCAUAAAAAUAAGUUAUUAUGAUCGGAAAUAAAUAGGUGCAAACAGGAAUAUAAAGGUGCAAACAUUCGCGUGAAAUUUUAUUGAAAAGUCAUUUGAUAUGGUUUUAGAGUUUGGUGCUGGAUGCAUUGGUGGGGCUGCUGGCGUUUUUGUUGGCCAACCAUUUGAUACUGUCAAGGUUCGCAUGCAAGUUCAAAAUGGAAAUACUAGUAGAGGAAUUAUGGAUUGUGUCAAAACUAUAAUAAAAAAUGAGUCGUUUGUUGGAUUAUACAAAGGUAUUACACCACCGUUACUUGGUGUUGGUUUACAAAAUGCAAUAAUAUUUGGAUUCCAAGGUCAGUUCCGUUCAUUUGUAGCAAAUGACACAACCGGAGAAAUAGCAGCUGGAGGUGUUACUGGUGCGGUGCAAGCUGUGGUUACCACUCCAAUUGAGCUUGCAAAAAUAAAAUUACAAUUACAAGGUAGAGAUUGCAAAACUUUACUUCAUAAUACUAAAUACAGAGGAGCAUUACAAACAAUUUUAAAAAUUCUUGAGGAAGAAGGUGUUCGUGGAUGUUUUCGAGGUUUUACUACUGUUUUAAUGAGGGAUAUUCCCGCAACGGCUAUUUACUUUGGUUCUUUUCAUUAUAUGAAUGCUUUUUUAAUACCAGACGGUAAAUCUGUAGAUGAUUUAUGUUUACAUCAUUUGUUUUUAACUGGAGGCUUAUCUGGUGUUAUGUCAUGGGCAAUAGUGUAUCCUGUUGAUGUUAUUAAAACAAGAAUUCAAGCCAAAGGAAUAAUUCCAAUAGGACAAUAUAAAUCUAACUACGAUUGCUUUUUGGUAAGUUGCCGGGAAGAAGGUUUAGCUUGGUUUUUCAGAGGCUUUGGGGCUACAAUGUUAAGAGCGUUUCCCGUCAAUGCAGCUAUUCUUUCAACUGUAACUUUAUUGGUGCGUUUUUUUAAGUCAGCUGAUUAAUAUUGAAAAAUAUUAAUACAAAGUUUGUUAAUUUAGUGAGUCAUUUUUGAAUAUAGUUUAGUGCAUGCA